GGCUACUAUGCAUCCUCCAAGAGGGGAGGCUAUCAGGAGAGGAGGAGCCUGUGCACAAGGCUGGCACAGAGGAUGGGAGAGCGCCAGAGAAGGUGGAGAGAUAGAGAGAGAGAGAGACAUAGAGAUAGAGAGAGAGUAAGAGAGAGAGAAAGGAGGGAGGGAACUAGACCCAGAGUGAGGGAGAGACAGCGAGCGCGGCUGUCACUGACAGGCAAGCUCCUGCUGCUGUUCUUGAGGUGGAGCAUCACUACGCGCAGCUGUGGAGGGGGGAAUAGCUCGGCUACAUACUGAGCUUCCUCCCCGUAAACCCUCAUCCUCUUCUUCCUCAUCUUCCUCUUGUCUCGGCUUGGUUGCCGCACACCCGCACGUUGACUGGAUUGGCAAACAGUCCUGCUCAUCUGUUGCCGUGGCAAUGGGCUGCAGGCUGUCUGGGCCGUGGUAUGGGGAUGGAAUGGGGGUCAGCAGCCGGGACCUGAGCCACAUCCGCAAGAAGGAUGCCCUGCGCAUCCUGGCCCGCUACGAGCAGCCAAUCAUGUUGCAGAUUGAUGGGCGACAAGGCAGGAGCCUGCACUUGCACCGGACAUCCGACUGUAGCACGCAGACGGAGCGGCCCUGGGACCCCCUCAGGGGUCUGGGCUGUGGGGUGGCAUCCACAAUGCCCCGGAACCACCCCUAUCCAGACAGGCUCUACUACAACCACAUGAGUCUGCCUCGUGACCUGCGAGAGGGGGCCAGGUACGAAUACCUGCCUAACGCGCCACGAGACAUGGAGGACAUGCAGCGCCUUAACUACCAGGAUCCUCAGAUGCCCAGCAGAGUGCCCCCAGGACAUAACUGCUUAAUUGGCUGCUGCAACGCCAACCUGGAUGAGCCAAGCAGCUUCCAGAGCCAGACGGAGGACGAGGACUUUGUGCAAGAUAAGCAAGUGGGCUACCUGCCCCUGCACCACGAGCUGGACAGCGGCCUGGGCUGGACAGAUGGAAGCUUCCACCAGGGGGAGCUCUCGGGUGUAGAGACAGAGGAGGGCCUAGAGGAGUGCCACGCCCACAUGGGAGGCGGCGGAGGAGGCUCUCCUUCCUCCGAAUCGUUUAUCUCCUCCGAGCUGAGUGACUCUGGCUUCUACAGCGUCAGUACGGGGGAGUUCCUCCGUUUCCAGCGGCUUCUGGAGAAGCGCAUGCGCCUCUACAAUGCUCGUAUGCACCACCAGGGGGAGCUGUGCACGCGGGAGCGGCGCGACAGCCAGAAGGUCCACCGAGAACUAGAGGCCAUUCCAGAGGCUCUGACGGUCCAGCCCCAGAACCAUUUCGGGCCCACGGUGGACGGCCCAGCGGUCUGCCAACGUGGCCUGUUUCGGGUGUCGUCAGUGCAGUUCCGGAAGGCUGAGCGUCCAUGCCUGAACCGCCACAGCUCCAGCAGCGGCUCACUGUUAGACCCUCACGCCAGCCUGUCCACCUGCAGCACCCCAUCUGGGCAGCGAAGGCCAAUGCCGCCCCAGAGUGCAUCCGUGGGGACGCUGAGGAGGAGUCGGACCCUGCACCACCGACCCUCAUCCAUGGAGCCCCGGCGCCGUGCUAGCCACCCUUCAUCCCCCAACUACUGCAGCGCCACCCUACACCACUGUAGUGACAGUGGCCAGGGCAGCGGAGUCACUCCUGAGUUCCAGACGGAAAGAGAGCUGGUCCAAUCACAUCCUGCCGACUUCGCCAACGUUAUGCAGCCACAUGCGCGAAUGCCCCCCGCCCAGGAGCAUCACUACCCCACUCACAGAGAACUGUAUGGGGACCAUGGCCCCAAACCUCUGACCGACUACCGCCAAGAGAGCAGACCGGAUCAGAGCUACAUUGCUGAGCUUGCAGCAGCACGUGAGCGAGAGCGAGAACGAGAGAGAGAGAGAGAAAGGGAACGAGAGCGAGAGCGAGAGCGAGAAAGGGAACGAGAGCGAGAGAGGGAGACUGAAAGAGUGCGGGAACGCGAGCGGGUAGCACGCUUCCAUACCCUUGGCCACACCCCGUCCCAAUCCCAAGACAUCCACGAGACCUGGCCCAAGCCGGCCGUGCGGCAGGGGUCGGUUGGUGGCGGCGGGCUCUACAGCACACUGGAGGCCCACAUGCCUGAGCCCGGCUCGCGGAAAGCCUCGUCAGGGAACCCACGGGCGCUCCGGAACCAGCUCCUGCGAGACCGCGCCUCACGGCUAGCCGACGAGCGCGGUGGCAUGAGCACGGACGAGGAGAGCGAGGUGCGCACGGGCCGCUACUGGAGCCGCACAGAGCGCCGCGAGCACAUGAUCCAGAGGCAGCAGCAACAGCAUCAGCAUCAGCAGCAGCAUCAGCAGCAGCAGGCCCGCUUCGGAGGAGGGGCGGGGGCCACCUACGGCGGCGGAGGAGGAAGCAGCAGCGGGAGCGUCAAAGGUGGCGCCCUGGGAGAUGGACGCUGCAGCACUGUGCUGGAGCUCAGUCAGCGAAAGCUGAGUCGCCAGCACAACCGGAAGUUUCUGGAUGACUGGACCACGGUGGAGGAGUUGCUGUCGCAUGGCACGCGGCUGGGCAGCGGCGAGGAGAUCUUCUGCCCCAGCUCUCUGCUCACGGUCACCACUGUGUAGCACUUCUGAACACCUGUGAGAGUGAGUCUGUGUGUCUGAAUGUGUGUGUCUGUGUGUUCUGCCUGCACCAAAUAUGGCUACCUCUUGUCCUUGGAUUCAAAACACACUUGCAAAACACAGUGAUGACGAUGACGAUGAUAAUCAUGAUUUUGUUUAUUGCGAUCUAAAUGUUAAAUUUUAUGCUAGUGCUCGUUUUAGUUCUUGUUAGCGAGAUCAAUGCGAUUUCCGGAUUUGGAUUUUUGUUAACACUCGACAAUGAGGUGCAUUUUUACCAGAUGACUUAAGCAAUAAUGUGCUGCCAGGGUAUUUUAAAAGAAAAACUACAACUACACAUUCAAUCGUACUGCAGUACAUCUAAAACACCACCAAAUCAAUUUAAAUAUAUAUACAGCACUUUGAUCACUGUUGCACACUUUUAAUGGUGGUAGUACAAAAAUGUUUAAAUAAAAUCAUAUUGAUAUUUUACUUUAAAUUUAAUUCCAUCCCCAAAUGAAAAAACUUAAAAUAUACGUAUAGUCGUAGUUCCUCCUGGUCUUUUGUGGAAGGGACGCCAAAAGCUCUGACAUUAAUGUAAAGCAAGACCACCAUUGCUUCCUCUGAAUCACAAAAGAGACACCGGAUCCAUUUUUCCAUGCUGACUGGUGGACAAACCACUGACAGUAACUGGAGGGGCUGCAGCUGAUUCCUGAGCUAUAGCCUUAUGGAGGAAACUUGUGAGCAAGUGUGGCUAAUUGGAGCAGACUGAGCGCUUUAGUGGUUGUGUUCUGUCAGAGGUUUGCCUCUUUUUGUUCGUUUUUAGGAGAGUUUCAUGUAACUGUGUACAGUAGUUUGAAAAGGAACAAAAAAAAAAUAUUUUUCUCGUGCAACUCACAAUUGAUGUCAUGAUAACAAUGAAAACAAGUACUUUUCUAUCAUUUGUAAAAAAAAAAAAAAAAGAAAAAAAAAGACAAAGCAAAAGGAGUGAUACAACAAUUUAUUCUAUGAAAAUGAUUAAGUCCGAAGAAUAUACACUUAAGUUAGGUGACUGAAUUUGCUGUGGUACAGUAGUCCUUGUUUUACAUGUUUGCUCCUCCAGUAAGCUGCGUGCACUACUACGAGGCACUUCUUAUGAGACUUACCAGGGACACUUCUUACGGGGCCAACUUACACAUCUACUUAGUCAUAUUUAUUGCAACACAUUUGAAUUUACAACAUCUACAACAUUUGAUUAUUUGUUGCAUGUUGAUAUACCAAAUAUGAAAAAAAAAGAACAUGACUUUUGGUGCGAAAAUUAACUCUGUGAACUCUUGGAAGACUACCAUCUACCGAACCUGUUUUUUUUUUGUUUUGUUUUGUUUUUCUGACAGUAUUUCAUGAAUGGUAUGUUGAUGCAGUGGGUCUUUGGCGUUACUUCCUGCUACUGUUUACAUCAUUCACACUAUUUGUGGAACACGGGCACACCUUGUUGCACUAAGAGCACUUGCAAAAGACACAAUUUCUCACCUUCUACCAGAGUGGCUCUUAUGUUUUGUUCAGAGGCAGAGAAAGAGGGAGCAACAGACGUACGGAGACAGAGAAAGACAGAACACCGGAAACCCCCCCCCCCUUCCUCUUCUUUAGGUGCACGUCAUUUUCACAAUGACUCAAGUGUUGUGAAUAAUGGAUGAAAAAGAUGGGAUUUAGCAAUGCUUUGCGCACGGAUCAGAGGUGCCAAAAAUAGCCCCUUUCCCUCUUCCUCAGAAAAGCCCCCCCCCCCCCCCCCGCACUCCUUCAUCAGGCUCCAGGGCACAUCUUACUUAAAGUCAACCCCCACCCACCACCAGUCUAUGUCGAGCUAACAUUCUACAUCUCCAAUCUGUUCCGACUCUCUCUGCUCUUUUGUACCGGCUUGUGUAUCUCUUCUGAAACCAACUUCCCUUUUUUCUUGGGGUAUGAUGUACAUGUGGUUGUAAUAAAGGUGAGAUUUUAAUUAGCGACA
Clupea harengus (Atlantic herring) is the source of this 4556-nucleotide messenger RNA. RefSeq lists its product as uncharacterized. NCBI's taxonomy places the organism in Eukaryota, Metazoa, Chordata, Actinopteri, Clupeiformes, Clupeidae. The record is from RefSeq and is a predicted model, not a curated record.